GUGGGGUGACGUUCCAACCCAGUCGCUCAUUCAUUUUGGACAGUCUAUGUAUUUUGCGCAUGCGCGCGUCACUUUCGACGUUCCAAAGCUCACUGUAGUGUGAUAAUGGCGGCAGGCUCCGAUCUGCUGGACGAGAAAGUAGUUUGUGAUCUUGUGGGGUCUUUUGAGUCCGAGCUCAGGUCACGGGAACCCAGACAGUUGCUAAACACAGUUCCGGGACAGGGGGCAGCUAAUGCUAAUGUCCAGCAGAGCAAACAGGGGGAUCGGAUAUAGCGUUGAAUGGGAGCACUAAUACGGGAUUGACUUUGGCCUUCAAUGUUGCGGGUCAAGCUUUCACAAUUGCGCCGGGCAUGGGCAUGCAAACUCCGCUAUUGAACAAUGGGCGGUGAGGGAUUCAAGCUAUCACGCCACAGGUGUUGGCCCCUAGGCUCCCCCAACCAUUCCUGAAUCAGCCCAACUUUCAGAACAUCCAGCUCCCCCCAGGUUACUACCUCAUGAAGCUGGUUGAGAGAAUGCCAAGAGUGUGCAAAGCUGCCAUCAAGGAAAAGGAGGGGAAAAUUGAAGCCGAGGACUUCACCAGCAGGUUAUGCAGAGAGCUAAACUUCUCACCUCAGCUUUACCUUGUGUCUUUCCUCAAGUCUCGAUCUCGUCAGGAAGACCCUGAGCAGCUGCGGUUGAAACAGAAAGCCAAAGAGAUGCAGGAGCUGUUUCAGUUGAGAUCGAAGGAAGCUAACCUGAUGGCACUGGCAAUUGUCGGCCCCAGGAAGAUGAGGGAAAUGGAGGCUGCAGCCGCUGGAGCUGAGAACAUGGGCUCUGGGUCAUGUCCCUCUGCGUCUGGUAGAGCUAGUUCUGGAGCGUCCAGACAAUUUACCCGCCAGAGCAUCACUCCUGUCGACCCCAGGGACAUGCUCUUCUGUCUGGAGAAUGAGAGAGAGACCAGUCACUCCCACUUCAUCGACAGAAGCUUCCUUAAAAAUACACCCCAUAGAGACAGACCGGAGAGCUGUCACUCUCGCAUCCACUAUAGCAACUCCCUCAAAUAGAGAGCCCAGACAAAAAGGUAUCUACCCUAGAAUUGGAUAAGAGGGAUGGGACAGUGAUAAAUGGAUAUCAUGCUUCUCCAGGUCACAGUGAAUGGAUCUGACCAAAAUGAAUGGAACGUUUGUCUCCACUGUGUACUCUGGUUGUCCUUUUGUUCUCCAUCUAGUUCUAUGCCUAACUGCUCCCUCUACACUCCACCUUCCCCCAGAGCAUUCCUGGGACUCUCACAUGUUCUAGGUUUUUAUAAAUGUUUUAUUUACUUUUUUUUUAAUUUUUAGAAUUCCGUUGUAAUUAAAGUGUAAAGAAGUAAAUAUUUGCAUUAUAUUAUUAUACAUUUUACUUGGAAGGCCAUUUUGUAGUUGCAAAUGACAGUUGUACACAUUCCAAGUCAUUUUACAAGUCUGUUUAUAUGAAACCAUGUUUUAAAGAAUGAAUCAGCUGUGUUUCUAAUGGAUGUUAAGAACAAUAUCUUUGUUUUGUGAUAGUUAUUCUAUUGGCCUCUUUCUGCUUGUCUACUGCAGUGGUUCCCAACCAGAGGUACUAGGACCCCUGGGGGUGCUUGGUCUAUCCACAGGGGGUACUUGAGACGACUCAUGAGACCAUAGGCCUACUGGUCAAAUGCACAUGAGGGGGUACUUCAGGGGUACUUAAGGCAGAGCAAAAUUCAGUUGGUGGUUCAGUAACCAAAAAAGGUUUGGAACCACUUGUCUACUGAGUUUCCUUCCUGACAAAAUAAGCCGUAUAUUUGUAUCUGAUCUUAAACAGCACCGCAGUGACUCUGACUCCUGCUGAAAUCUGACGCAGUAGAUUUUUGUCUCUUCAGUUUUUUGUUUGA
Molecule: messenger RNA, 1876 nt
Organism: Oncorhynchus mykiss (rainbow trout)
Lineage: Eukaryota; Metazoa; Chordata; Actinopteri; Salmoniformes; Salmonidae
Product: transcription initiation factor TFIID subunit 4B
Biological process (GO): DNA-templated transcription; transcription initiation at RNA polymerase II promoter
Cellular component (GO): transcription factor TFIID complex
Molecular function (GO): DNA binding; RNA polymerase II general transcription initiation factor activity
Source: RefSeq, a predicted model, not a curated record